AUGACCGCCGACGCGAAGUUACCCUCCAACUCCAACGGUGAUGCAGCCCAGGAUCGCCGAUUUGGCACGUUGGCUGUCCACGCUGGCGCCCCUCACGACCCUACCACGGGUGCCGUUAUCGCCCCUAUCUCUCUUUCCACCACCUAUGCCCAGACCAGCGUCGGCAAUCCUGUCGGCAUUUACGAGUAUACGCGGAGCUCCAACCCAAAUCGUGAUAACUUUGAGGAGGCUGUCGCUGCCCUCGAACAUGCGAAAUAUGCCCUGGCCUUUUCCUCCGGCUCGGCAACCACUGCUAUCAUCCUGCAGUCCCUAGCUGCGGGUUCGCACGUCGUUUCGGUUUCAGAUGUCUACGGUGGCACGCACCGCUACUUCACCAAGGUCGCGUCAGCCCACGGCGUGCACGUGACGUUCUCGCCGACGAUCGAAUUGCAUGUGGAAGAUCUGAUCCGGCCAAAUGAGACCAAGUUGGUGUGGAUUGAGACCCCGUCCAACCCAACUCUGGGGUUGGUGGAUAUCCGCAAAGUGGCUGAGAUUGCACAUCGCCACGGAAUCUUGGUUGUGGUCGACAACACUUUCAUGAGCCCCUAUCUCCAAAACCCCUUGGACCAUGGAGCUGAUCUGGUCGUGCAUUCGGUUACCAAGUAUAUCAACGGCCACUCUGAUGUUUUGAUGGGCGUGGCUGCAUUCAACUCGGACAGCUUGAAAGAGCGUCUCUCGUUCCUCCAAAACGCCAUUGGCGCUGUUCCGUCGGCGUUUGACUGCUGGCUGGCCCACCGAGGUCUCAAAACUCUCCACCUUCGUGCUCGGGAGGCCAGCACCAACGCAACGACCGUUGCGAAAGCCCUCGAGGCGUCCCCCCAUGUGCUGGCCGUCAACUACCCCGGUAUCGACUCUCACCCCCAUCGUGCCAUUGCUAUCAAGCAGCACCGUCAGGGUAUGGGCGGUGGUAUGCUGAGCUUCCGUCUCAAGGGUGGCCAGAAGGCUGCUCACCUCUUCUGCCAGUAUACCAAGGUUUUCACUUUGGCUGAAAGCUUGGGAGGCGUGGAGAGUCUCUGCGAGGUUCCCUCGAGCAUGACUCACGCCGGUAUCCCCAAGGAUCAGCGUGAGGCCGCUGGAGUUUUCGACGACCUUGUCCGCCUGAGCUGUGGAAUUGAGGAUGCUGAAGAUCUUAGGUCCGACGCGCUGCAGGCACUUGAAAAGGCCGUGGCUGCCAGCCGGGCGGCGAAUGGCGUUAACUAA
This is a messenger RNA of Aspergillus tanneri, 1239 nucleotides long. RefSeq names its product cystathionine gamma-lyase CYS3 (gene CYS3). The transcript has 4 exons. Gene Ontology annotation, cellular component: cytoplasm. The coding region runs from base 1 to 1239 and encodes 412 amino acids. Gene Ontology annotation, biological process: transsulfuration. NCBI's taxonomy places the organism in Eukaryota, Fungi, Ascomycota, Eurotiomycetes, Eurotiales, Aspergillaceae. The record is from RefSeq and is a predicted model, not a curated record. Gene Ontology annotation, molecular function: cystathionine gamma-lyase activity; pyridoxal phosphate binding.